Molecule: messenger RNA, 1794 nt
Organism: Cuscuta campestris
Lineage: Eukaryota; Viridiplantae; Streptophyta; Magnoliopsida; Solanales; Convolvulaceae
Source: the annotation of a GenBank genome assembly
CCAGAUAUCCUUCUUCGAUUCAACGCCGACGCCGUCAACCACAUCUCCUCCCCUCUUCGAUCGGGCAACGGCGACCAAGUCCAAUUGACGUUGCUCCGUUCUUCUUCACUAGCAGUCGACGGCGACCCUAGCAACGACGUCGACUCAGGCAGCAGCGGCGGCGGCAGAGGGGUCUCCUUUCCCCUCUCGGUUUCCGGCGUGGACCAGCGACGAACCAACAACACUCCGGCUCGUGCAACGGUGGCGACCAUGGACCUUGGCAGCGGUGGUCGUGAGGUGACUCUGGUUACAACAAACCAGCGAGGCGACUCUUCCCUGCGAAUUCCGGCGAUUAAACAGCGGCGGUGCUCCGGCGAGUGACCUCCAUCGACCGGCAAAGUCUAGUCCUUGAUUGACUGAGUUCGGGCAGCAUGUCGAUCCGGCCAGCAGGGGCAUUUUCAACGACCAAUUCGGGUGACCGGCUCCGAGUGAUGUUCCUUGGAAUUGAAUCGAAGCAACGAGGUGGUUGUGGAAGAUUGAUUCUUGAAUCCAUCCCGGAGAGCAGCAUGAUGGAGGAGAUGUACGAAUGCAGGGAUUUAAUGUUUGAUUUAUUUAUAAGGCUUCCGCACUGUUUGUAUAAACUCCGAUGUGUAUUUAAAAUAUUUUAAGUGGUUUGAGUUUCAAAUUAAUUGUUUUAAAUUUAUUGGAAAAUAUUGUAUGAUGAUACCAAUCUAGUAGCAACCCGGUUCGCUAACCUAUUUAUCGGGUUAUGCGGGUUGGGGUGUUACAGGAAGGCAAUCUACAAAUUAUUCCAUGAUAACAAGCAUGCUCGAGCGAUGCAAUUGGAGCAUCGCUUCCGCACCACCGUCAAAGGCACAAAGACAAUAAAUGAAUAUUGUCAUACUCUCAAGAAUCUCACCGACUACCUUGACGACGUGGAUGCUCCAGUGACAGAACACGCGCUUGUUCUCCAAGUUCUUCAAGGCUUGCCGCAUGACAUCCGGGGUCAGGUUCAUUUUUUGCAGUAUCAAAACCCGUUCCCGACAUUCCUGGAGGUCCGAUCUGCCCUCCUCUUGGUCGAACAGCAGCAGGCCGACGCCCUCUCCAAUGCCGGCCCGUCCACCGCCCUCCUCAGCUUCAACGGCGGCGGCGGCAGUCCUUCGGCGGGCGGGGGUCAGUCGCGGCAGGGCAGCAGCGGUCAGUCCUCAGGGCGCGGCAGCUUCGGCAGUUCCAAUCGGGGCAACUCUAGCGGCUAUCGAGGGCACGGACGUGGACGUGGACCGCCGACUCAGGUACUUUAUCUCAUGUAUUUUCUUCAAACAUUAAUUCACCUUCUCAUACUAUUGUAGGCAAUGGACGCAAAGCAUUGACGAGAAGAAUCUUGUUAUUGACACCACGCAAAAUACUUAAGCUAGGUAAGGCAUACGACACACUUCCAAAGAUAUGACGACUAAGGUACGCCGUACUCUGGACGAGACUGUAUAUCGAUAAUCACCGAUGCGUAGAACUGGCAAACCUGACACGAAAGAGUACGAAUGAUGAUGAUCGCACGACGACGAUGAAUGACAAUCGUAUAGUGCAGACGAGUGCAGCGUGUGACGGUUAGACAACGGAUACAAAAUCUUAAUAAGUGAUUGACAUCACGCAAGCUGAUGAACGGAUUGUACCGAGCAACUACGAGACACGGAUAACACGUACAUGGAUGACGGUCGCUGUGACUUCUGAUUAGGUACCUUUGACUUGAAAAAAAACGAACUCGCCAAUGAUAGAUGAAUGACGAUGAAACUUGUUCCGCAAAAAAAAAGCCGACAACUA